AUGCGACUACCAGUGAUUCGCUUAUUCCUAUUGAAAAGGAAAUUUCAGGAGAGAUUUAAAUUGACGCUACUGAUUUUAACGUUGGGCGGAAUAAUUAUUUUCUCUUGGUUUAUUGACUUCUCCGAUAUCACCGAAUCUGAUUCGGCUCUCGUAACAGAAAAUGGACGUCUUGUGAAAUUGAAUAAAGGUUUCAACAUUUUCUUUAUCGAGACGUCGGGUCGAUCUUGCCUGACUGCCCGACAAGCGUGCGGGAUUGAAUCGGCCGCUAGAGCCAAUCCGAAGGCAACCAUCACGCUGUACAUGGAGAAAAAUCUAAUAGUCAACCUGCCAAAAAUUGAUAAAGCCCAAAAGAGAAAGGUUGAAUGUGAUAUCACUGGCGCGUUAUUCAAACAAUUUCAAAAUGUUCGAAUUGUCAGGGAAGAUUUGCUGGACUAUUUAGAAGGAACUCCAUUCUGGGAAUUUUACCGAACUGGUCCAUUCAACAAGUCGACUACUCCGCUGGUUCACCGGAGUGAUGUAAUCCGGGUAGCUUUACUGUGGAAGAAUGGCGGAGUCUAUUUGGAUUUGGAUUGUAUUGUCAUGCGUCCGCUGGAUAGCCUGAACAACACGGUCGGAACUGUUCGAGAUUUCAUUCCCAAUUGGGUUGAGAAUGGCGUCAUGGCCUUCACCGCUGGACAUCCGUUUCUAUACUUCCUCAUGAAGUCGAUGAUAUUGGCCUUCCGGUCGGACAAUUAUUUGAGCCUCGGUCCGCCUGCCCUGACGGAAGCCAUUCUUGAAUUUUGCAACCGGAAUGACUUGCCUGCGAAUAAAUGGUUGCCCUGCUGGCGGAAUUCAUCCCUUUUCAUUCAACCAGCUGACUCCUUCUACGCCAUCGGCAGUGGCCGAGCGGAUGCUUUCUAUCAGCCGGAAGUCGAUCCAGCUGAUUGGAGUAAACUGAAAAAUAGUUUUCUCUCACACAUUUAUGAUUCCGGUAGUGGACGAACGGUUCCUUCUAGUUCUCUAUAUGGCAAGUUAGCUCGGAAAUAUUGCCCCAUUAGCUACGGAAUAAUAGCAACAAUCGAAAACUAUGUUUUGUUUUAA
Molecule: messenger RNA, 1080 nt
Organism: Daphnia pulicaria
Lineage: Eukaryota; Metazoa; Arthropoda; Branchiopoda; Diplostraca; Daphniidae
Product: lactosylceramide 4-alpha-galactosyltransferase-like
Exons: 2
Coding region: 1-1080 (359 amino acids)
Biological process (GO): glycosphingolipid biosynthetic process
Molecular function (GO): hexosyltransferase activity
Source: RefSeq, a predicted model, not a curated record